AUGCAGCAGGCCAGCGCAAGCGCGGCGGCAGCCGCCGCAGCCGCCAUGGCGUCGCCCAGCCGCCGGCCCGGGGGUCGCCCUCGCAACCCUCCCACGGCGGCCAACUCCAAGCGCCACUGCAACUGCAAGAACUCCCGCUGCCUGAAGCUGUAUUGCGAGUGCUUUGCCUCAGGGCGGUACUGCGACGGCUGCAACUGCGUGGGCUGCUGUAAUAACCAGCAGAAUGAGGGCGUGCGCCAGUCGGCGGUGGAGGCCAUCCUGGAUCGCAACCCCAAUGCUUUCCGCCCCAAGAUCGCCGGCGACGUGACUGAGGAGGGCGCGAGCCUGGGCGCGGCGCGGCACAACAAGGGCUGCAACUGCAAGAAGAGCGGGUGCCUGAAGAAGUACUGCGAGUGCUUCCAGGCCGGCAUCUUCUGCUCCGAGAACUGCAAGUGCUGCGACUGCAAGAACUACGAUGGGUCGGAGGCGCGCGCCGCGGCCAUCUCGCCGGGCCUGCCCGCGCACCUGCAGACCGCGCUGGCCACGCCGCCGCACCCCGUCGGCGCCGGCCCGGGGUCGGCGGACGCGGCGCACUCCCUGGGCGCCGGGUCCGGGUCAAGAGGGGAGGCGGGCUCGGGGGCCUUUGUCCCCGGCGGCUAUGGCUCGCCGGGGGCCGAGGUGCGGCGGCCGGACGCGGCGGGGCGAGCACCUGCAGUGGCCUUCCCCCCGCCGCCCUACGGGCACCCCUACGGCGCGGGCAUGGAUCCGGCGCUGGCGCUAGCGUCCCCGCACCCCGCCAUGGUGGCGCGAGUGGUGGGCGACAAGGCGGCGCGCAAGCACCGGGAGCUGGUGGCCAACAACGUGCUGGCGGCGGCGGUGUCCGCUCAGGCGGCUGCGGCGCCGGGGCCCGGCACGCAGCAGCACCUCCGGGGCGCCCAUGUGCCAGGACCUCUGGGCUUGGCGCCGAGGGGGACAGGCUUCAGGAACCCGGGGGGCGCCAUGCUGUCCCAUGCCUCCUCCCAGCAGCAGCAGCUGCAGCAGCCCGCCCCGCCCCAGCCCCACCAGCAGCAGCUGAUGUUCAUGGCGGCGGCGGCGCAGCAGCAGGCGGCGAGCAUGCUGCAGCCCGCGCAGUACCCUCCCCCGCUCGGGCAGCAGCCGCAGCAGCACGCCGCCUCGCCGUGA
Auxenochlorella protothecoides is the source of this 1161-nucleotide messenger RNA. RefSeq names its product Lin-54-like protein. Gene Ontology annotation, cellular component: nucleus. Gene Ontology annotation, biological process: regulation of DNA-templated transcription. The record is from RefSeq and is a predicted model, not a curated record. The coding region runs from base 1 to 1161 and encodes 386 amino acids. Lineage: Eukaryota; Viridiplantae; Chlorophyta; Trebouxiophyceae; Chlorellales; Chlorellaceae. The transcript has 5 exons.